AUGACCCCAGCUAUGUUGAAUGUAGUAGAGUUGACCCCAGCUAUAUUGAAUGUGGUAGAGAUUGCCCCAGCUGUGUUGAAUGUGGUAGAGAUGACCCCAGCUAUGUUGAAUGUGAUAGAGAUGACCCCAGCUAUGUUGAAUGUAGUAGAGUUGACCCCAGCUAUGUUGAAUGUAGUAGAGUUGACCCGAGCUAUGGUGAAUGUUGUAGAGAUGACCCCAGCUAUGUUGAAUGUAGUAGAGUUGACCCCAGCUAUGUUGAAUGUAGUAGAGUUGACCCAAGCUAUGUUGAAUGUAGUAGAGUUGACCCCAGCUAUGUUGAAUGUGGUAGAGAUGACCCCAGCUAUGUUGAAUGUAGUAGAGUUGACCCCAGCUAUGGUGAAUGUGGUAGAGAUGACCCAAGCUAUGUUGAAUGUAGUAGAGUUGACCCCAGCUAUGUUGAAUGUAGUAGAGUUGACCCAAGCUAUGUUGAAUGUAGUAGAGUUGACCCAAGCUAUGUUGAAUGUGGUAGAGAUGACCCCAGCUAUGUUGAAUGUAGUAGAGUUGACCCACGCUAUGUUGAAUGUAGUAGAUUUGACCCCAGCUAUGUUGAAUGUAGUAAAGUUGACCCCAGCUAUAUUGAAUGUGGUAGAGAUUGCCCCAGCUGUGUUGAAUGUGAUAGGGGUGACCCCAGCUAUUUUGAAUGUGGUAGAGUUGACCCCAGCUAUGUUGAAUGUGGUAGAGAUUGCCCCAGCUGUGUUGAAUGUGAUAGGGGUGACCCCAGCUAUGUUGAAUGUGGUAGAGUUGACCCAAGCUAUGUUGAAUGUGGUAGAGAUUGCCCCAGCUGUGUUGAAUGUGAUAGGGGUGACCCCAGCUAUGUUGAAUGUAGUAGAGUUGACCCAAGCUAUGUUGAAUGUAGUAGAGUUGACCCCAGCUAUGUUGAAUGUGGUAGAGAUGACCCCAGCUAUGUUGAAUGUAGUAGAGUUGACCCCAGCUAUGGUGAAUGUGGUAGAGAUGACCCAAGCUAUGUUGAAUGUAGUAGAGUUGACCCCAGCUAUGUUGAAUGUAGUAGAGUUGACCCAAGCUAUGUUGAAUGUAGUAGAGUUGACCCAAGCUAUGUUGAAUGUGGUAGAGAUGACCCCAGCUAUGUUGAAUGUAGUAGAGUUGACCCACGCUAUGUUGAAUGUAGUAGAUUUGACCCCAGCUAUGUUGAAUGUAGUAAAGUUGACCCCAGCUAUAUUGAAUGUGGUAGAGAUUGCCCCAGCUGUGUUGAAUGUGAUAGGGGUGACCCCAGCUAUGUUGAAUGUGGUAGAGUUGACCCCAGCUAUGUUGAAUGUGGUAGAGAUUGCCCCAGCUGUGUUGAAUGUGAUAGGGGUGACCCCAGCUAUGUUGAAUGUGGUAGAGUUGACCCAAGCUAUGUUGAAUGUGGUAGAGAUUGCCCCAGCUGUGUUGAAUGUGAUAGGGGUGACCCCAGCUAUGUUGAAUGUGGUAGAGUUGACCCCAGCUAUGUUGAAUGUAGUAGAGUUGACCCCAGUUAUAUUGAAUGUGGUAGAGAUUGCCCCAGCUGUGUUGAAAGUGAUAGGGGUGACCCCAGCUAUGUUGAAUGUGGUAGAGUUGACCCCAGCUAUAUUGAAUGUGAUAGGGAUGACCACAGCUAUGUUGAAUGUGGUAGAGAUGACCCCAGCUAUAUUGAAUGUGAUAGGGAUGACCACAGCUAUGUUGAAUGUGGUAGGGAUGACCACAGCUAUGUUGAAUGUGGUAGGGAUGACCACAGCUAUGUUGAAUGUAGUAGAGAUGACCCCAGCUAUGUUGAAUGUAGUAGACUUUACUUAUAGCUAUGAUGAAUGUGGAAGUUUGACAUUCAACUGCUAA
Molecule: messenger RNA, 1848 nt
Organism: Haliotis rufescens (red abalone)
Lineage: Eukaryota; Metazoa; Mollusca; Gastropoda; Lepetellida; Haliotidae
Exons: 1
Coding region: 1-1848 (615 amino acids)
Source: RefSeq, a predicted model, not a curated record